CUGCUCAUCACGUACAUCCGCCCAAUCGAAGGAAUGGAAGAAAUAAUAGGCUGUCAUGAAAAGCAACACAUGACAGUCUAUGAAGGAAGUAGGUCUACAUAGUGCCUCUUAUUCGACCAUUUUGGAUACAGGUGUUGUUUACAGUAUCGAUAAUACCUCGCCAGUGAGUUUAUCUCUGAGGUCAAUUAUUAGCUAACUGCGGGAAUUUACAGAGGGGUGAAAGAGCACUCGUGAAUGUGUCCGAUUAACUCUCAAACUGGUGAAAGAGACUGUGAUAUAUUCAACUGAAAUUGGAAAUACUUGCAUUAUCUGUAAUGGACCCAUUUGACGCCAUGUCUCCGCGCAAGGUUCUGGAGCGCGUCUCUACUCUGCUGGGAUGCAGCCAGACAUCGAAUGAAGUAGCCACAUAUCUGGACAAUCACGACGAACUAAAGCAUCUACGUGAACAGUUUCUAUUACCCAAAGUUGCAGAACUCCCUCCUUCUGACCUUACGCUUGUGGAUGGCACCAAGGAAUGCAUUUACUUUGUGGGGAACUCACUUGGCCUCCAGCCCAAAAUGGCCAAGAAGUACAUUGACGAGGAGUUGGAUAAAUGGGCUAAAACGGGGGUUCAUGGCCAUGUACAAGGCUCUCGACCUUGGGCCUGGGCGGAGAACAAUAUAGAGGGACUCAUGGCUAAUGUGGUUGGGGCUAAAGCUGAGGAGGUUGCCUUGAUGAACGGGUUAACAGUUAAUCUGCAUAUUCUGUUGCUGUCUUUUUACAAACCUACAGCAAAACGUCACAAAAUCCUUCUUGAGGACAAGGCUUUCCCCUCAGACCAUUAUGCUGUGGAAUCUCAGAUCCAGUUGAAAGGUUACGACCCUAAGCAGAGCAUGCUGCUCAUGAAGCCCAGACCGGGCGAGGAGGUGCUGAGAACUGAGGACAUUCUGGACACGAUAGAAAAGGAGGGAGAUUCCAUUGCGGUGGUCCUGUUCAGUGGAGUGCAGUAUUACACCGGGCAGCUCUUUGAUAUGGCCGCCAUCACUAAAGCAGGGCAGAAGAAGGGCUGCUACGUUGGUUUUGACUGUGCACACGCAGUGGGCAAUGCAGAGCUGAAGCUGCAUGACUGGGGAGUGGACUUUGCCUGCUGGUGCUCCUACAAGUAUGUGAAUUCUGGAGCUGGUGGUCUGGCUGGAGCUUUUAUCCAUGAGAAGAAUGCACGUACAGUCAAGCCUGCGCUCACGGGAUGGUGGGGACAUAACCUGAAAACAAGGUUCCGCAUGGAUAAUGAAAUGGAUCUACUACCUGGUAUAAGUGGCUUUCGGCUAUCAAACCAACCCAUCCUGCUGGUGUGUCCACUGCAAGCUAGUUUAGAGGUCUUUGCUAUGACCAGUAUGGCAGCUCUGAGGAAGAAGUCCAGACUUCUGACGGGUUACUUGGAGUGUCUGAUCCAGCACUACUACAACAAGGACGAGUCCCAGCCUCACAAGCCCUACGUCCAUAUCAUCACUCCCUCCCACCCUGAGGAACGAGGCUGCCAACUCUCCCUCUCUUUCUCUGUCCCCAUCGCAGCCAUAUUCCAGGAGCUGGAGAAGAGGGGUGUUGCUUGUGACAUGAGGGAACCCAACGUUCUGCGCAUCGCUCCGGUGCCGCUCUACAACUCCUUUAGCGACGUGCACCGCUUCAUCACUGUUCUAGGAUCAGCUUUGGCUGCCAGCAAAGAACUACAACAAUGAUAGAAACAGUCUUUUAUUGUUACCCCACCUUUCAGAGUAUUUUUGACAGUGCGGUAUGAAAACAAGAUGUUUUUAUCGACUAUGUGCUGGAGUCACUGACAGGUCUUCUGAACUACUGUCCCAAAGAAUUGCAAUAUGUUUUGCCUAGGCUACUCAGUAAAACAAAAUUGGUUGGAAUUGUAUUCCUACUCAAAAUUUAGUGAGACAAGUUUGUUGCCAUACAAUGUCAAAUAAAAGCAAAUAGUCAAUUACUGUGAAUCUCAAUUCAA
Oncorhynchus mykiss (rainbow trout) is the source of this 1984-nucleotide messenger RNA. RefSeq names its product kynureninase. The record is from RefSeq and is a predicted model, not a curated record. Gene Ontology annotation, molecular function: pyridoxal phosphate binding; kynureninase activity. NCBI's taxonomy places the organism in Eukaryota, Metazoa, Chordata, Actinopteri, Salmoniformes, Salmonidae. Gene Ontology annotation, biological process: NAD+ biosynthetic process. Gene Ontology annotation, cellular component: cytoplasm.